AUGUCAUGCAACCCUUCAGGCCCGAUUUGGCUUUUUCAACUGUGGCUCCAAGUUUACUUCCUGGAGUUGGGUCCAGCCAACGUCACAUUCCGGGAUGUUCAUAGAGGUCGCCUAGUGACUUAUCCAUGUGCUGAGAUCAUCGCUACCCGGGUUAUUUGGUCUUGGACCUUUCUAGCGUCCCCACACUGGAGACCAAGAAAGAACGACGAGAACUUUGGGCAAGGAACCAUUACCCUUGCGGCUACGAGGUUUACUAUCCUGCUACCGUUGGUCGUCAGAUGGGUUUUAUUCAGGGUGUUCCAUCUCCCAUGGUUGACUCCCACAACUAUUUUUCCUCAUGGAGAGUAUCUUUUAAGAGAGCAAGCGAGGCUUGGUGAGGGAAAAUAUCAACCACUUGGUUUUCCCAACCUUUUGAGGUCCAUGUGGAGAGGAUCUUCCGGGCUUACGCUUGCUCUUCCACUUAUUACAGUUUUAAGCAAGCCACAAAAGAGGCAAAUGCCGACUCUAGUCAUAGUCAAGGUGAGAACAGGCCACUUCCCUCCACCUAAGGAUCGAAACUCCUCCGGCUACGAUGUUGAGAUUCCACCAGCUGAUGACAUCAUCCUUGCUCGAUCGAGAAAGAUCCCGAGGAACCUAUUGCCCCAAGAAUUUCAAAGUCCCAUAUUUGAGACUGAAGUUAGUGGACAAACUGCUACUGCUGAGGCUGAAGUUGAGACAGAGGUUAUUGGUGCUAACCUUUCCACCAACCCAGAUGUUAUCAUGGUCAAGACUCAACAAGUCACCCAGCCAUCAAGAAGUCGUGAGGUUGAUCACGAAAUCAUUGAUGACCCGUCCCACAUUCUAGAUCAUCAGAUAGGAAGUUCAAAUUUUACCAAAUCACUCCUCGGAUCCCCGAGACCUGACCGACUAUUCCACAGAUGGUCAAAUUCUUCAGGUUGGAGAACCUAUUAUGCCCGAUCUCUCUUUGUUCGGGCAUGUACAGCUGGAGCUUUGGUUGAGAGUGGCAGUGAACAACCACUAUCGACAUACCAAGAUGACCUUAUUCAGUCGCUUCUGGACCAUGCCCCUGGCGACAUCUUUGCUUAUCUUGAUCAGUGGGAUGCUUCUGCCACUACUGUUGAGGCUUCCACUUGUCAUGCCACUUCUUCGACUGUGGCUGGGGUGCUUCCAAAUCCUACAGCUGAGGCCCUAAUUCGAUCUUAUAAAAAUUGA
This is a messenger RNA of Prunus armeniaca (apricot), 1212 nucleotides long. NCBI's taxonomy places the organism in Eukaryota, Viridiplantae, Streptophyta, Magnoliopsida, Rosales, Rosaceae. The record is from the annotation of a GenBank genome assembly.